Messenger RNA from Aspergillus welwitschiae, 1194 nucleotides. RefSeq lists its product as uncharacterized. Gene Ontology annotation, cellular component: membrane. The transcript is spliced from 4 exons. Gene Ontology annotation, biological process: carbohydrate transport; transmembrane transport. Lineage: Eukaryota; Fungi; Ascomycota; Eurotiomycetes; Eurotiales; Aspergillaceae. Gene Ontology annotation, molecular function: carbohydrate:proton symporter activity. Bases 1 to 1194 code for a protein of 397 amino acids. The record is from RefSeq and is a predicted model, not a curated record.
AUGAGGAAUGUCUCCGCUAUGCUGGAGUUCCAAGACGUAGCUAGUCCCCUUGGCGGUCUCUUUGGAGCUAUAGCCGCAGCGCUGUUACAAGAUCGUGCUGGGCGUUGCUUUUGCUUAGCCUUUGCGGCUUUCUUGUUGGCAGCUGCAGUCGCAGUGGCAUACGUAUCGAAUGUUCCGGAUGGUAUAGACGCCCGCAGAGCAGUCUUUCUGACGGCAAAGCUUGUGCAAGGUCUUGCUGUUCACAUGAUCACAGGCACGACGCAGACAUACAUGUUUGAGAUCUUACCUCCCGUACUGCGAGGCCCCAUGCUGGCCUUCUUUCCGAUCUUCAUCCUCCUGGUGGCCAUUCUCUGCAUUGCCUCUGGUGGUGCAGCUGUCCUCCCCGAAAGCCCGACGUAUCUCAUUCGAAAAGAUCGAAUAAGCGCGGUUCGCAAAUCACAGCGACGACUGGAUUCCGGCCCUAUGGAAUCGCAUUAUCAAUCCGAGCAACUACGCUCGUUCAUUGAAAAAGAAGAUCAAGAUGCAGCCAGCAAGGCGACUGGGUACCGUGACUGCUUCACAGGCGUCGUCCGCCGGCGUACCAUGAUCGUUAUGUUUGCAAGCCUCAUCCCAUCGCUUUUUGCUUUGCCCUUCCUAUCCAAGACUAGUUACAUUCUGCAAAUAGUCGGCAUGAGGCAUCAAGAGAGCUUUCUGUUCUCACAAGCUGGCAUCGGACUGGGGUUGGCAGCUAACCUAGUCAGCAUGCAGACACUGUCUAAUUAUGGCCGUGUGCCUCUGGUUAUUGUCAGAUUAAGCGUCCCGACGCUCGCCUGGAUGAGCAUAAGGGCUGCCGGCUGUUUCCCGGGAACUAUUAGCGCCUGCGUCGUUUUCAACCUUAUCUUGCCGUAUAUCUUCAACCCCGACGAGGGGGCCCUACACGGUAAGACCGGCUUUGUAUGUGUGGGCUUCUCGGCCAUUGCCCUCGUGGGAACAUGGCUUUACCUGUCAGAGAUGAAAGACCGGACGCCCAGCGAGAUUGACGAAAUGUUUGAAGCAGCUGUACCUGCACGGCAGUUCAGAAAAUGGUCCCCACUGCUUGCUGAUCCACUUUCUUCGGAUCGUUCCCCACAAGUACGACUAGCCAACGCAUGCGACCAAUCCACCGGCGCGUCAGGCGGAAACGAAAUUUGUUCAUACCGAGCUGUUCCUGGGUGA